AGGCAGGGGCGGGCUCGGGGCGGUUGGUUGGAGCGUCGCAGCAGCCGAGAGGUCCGGGAAAGUUUCUUUGGAGGUGCGGCCGGGAGCGGCCAUGUCCCACGGCCCCAAACAGCCCGGCGCGGCCGCCGCGCCGGCGGGCGGCAAGGCUCCGGGCCAGCAUGCGGGCUUCGUGGUGGCUGUCAAGCAAGAGCGCGGCGAGGGCCCGCGGGCCGGCGAGAAGGGGUCGCACGAGGAGGAGUCCGGUUCUGCAGCCCGUGAAGAAGCGAGGCUGGCCCAAGGGCAAGAAGCGGAAGAAGAUCCUGCCGAACGGGCCCAAGGCACCUGUCACGGGCUACGUGCGCUUCCUGAACGAGCGGCGCGAGCAGAUCCGCACGCGCCACCCCGACCUGCCCUUCCCCGAGAUCACCAAGAUGCUGGGCGCCGAGUGGAGCAAGCUGCAGCCCGCAGAGAAGCAGCGGUACCUGGACGAGGCCGAGCGAGAGAAGCAGCAAUACAUGAAGGAGCUGCGGGCGUACCAGCAGUCGGAGGCCUACAAGAUGUGCGCAGAGAAGAUCCAGGAGAAGAAGAUCAAGAAAGAGGACUCCGGCUCCGGGCUCAUGAACACGCUCUUGAACGGACACAAGGGUGGGGACUGCGACGGCUUCUCCACCUUCGACGUGCCCAUCUUCACUGAAGAGUUCUUGGACCAAAACAAAGCGCGGGAGGCGGAGCUGCGGCGCCUGCGGAAGAUGAACGUGGCCUUCGAGGAGCAGAACGCGGUGCUGCAGCGGCACACGCAGAGCAUGAGCAGCGCGCGCGAGCGCCUGGAGCAGGAGCUGGCGCUGGAGGAGCGGCGCACGCUGGCGCUGCAGCAGCAGCUCCAGGCCGUGCGCCAGGCGCUCACCGCCAGCUUCGCCUCGCUGCCCGUGCCCGGCACGGGCGAGACGCCCACGCUCGGCACCCUGGACUUCUACAUGGCGCGGCUGCACGGCGCCAUCGAGCGCGACCCCGCGCAGCACGAGAAGCUCAUCGUGCGCAUCAAGGAGAUCCUGGCCCAGGUCGCCAGCGAGCACCUAUGAGAUUGUCAGCGGCCCCAGGAUCCAGAGAAGACCAAGCUCUGGUCGCAGCCCCUUCCCCACCGCCACCCCAUGGAGGAGGGGUGGGGGCCACCCUUUGGGGCCAGGCCCAAUCCUGCACCUUGGGGGCUGCAGCCCCCCUAAAAUUAAAUUUCUACAGCAUCCUUCUAGCUUUCACCCCCCCAGCACCCCAGCCCA
Molecule: messenger RNA, 1253 nt
Organism: Ceratotherium simum simum (southern white rhinoceros)
Lineage: Eukaryota; Metazoa; Chordata; Mammalia; Perissodactyla; Rhinocerotidae
Source: RefSeq, a predicted model, not a curated record